AUGUGGCCAGAGCAAAGCUGGAAGCUGCGUUCCUUAACAAGUCUUACACAGCAGCGCGAAACGGAGAUAACGUCCCUGAGGGAAGGCGUCGACGAUCGCGACCAAUCUGCGGCUUCGCUCUCAACUUCAACGCUGACGCUGUCUCAUUGGCAGCUUCCGCCUCUACUGAAUUACGGAGACAAUAACCAAACCAGACAAAGAUCGCUUCCGCCGCGACCGAGCUACAGCCAGAAGUGA
Linum trigynum is the source of this 237-nucleotide messenger RNA. The record is from the annotation of a GenBank genome assembly. NCBI's taxonomy places the organism in Eukaryota, Viridiplantae, Streptophyta, Magnoliopsida, Malpighiales, Linaceae.